AUGGUCCUCCAAGUGAAAAGCAAAGCUGCAAUGUACAAUGUCCCCAGAUACGGAGACAUACCUAACGUCUUCUUUGAUAUUGACAGCAGAGGCGCAGAGGACCUGCUAGGAACAAGCAGAAGCGAGGAGAAGAAUCCUAUCGUCGGAUCUUGGUUCCGAAUUGAGAAAGGACCUGAAGCUACGCCUCCGACGUACUCGUAUGAUGAGGUUGGGGUGGUCAUUGAGGAUAGUUAUGGCGUAGCGUGGAAGUGUGGGGGUCGUGAAAUGGCGAGGCUUUGA
Aspergillus niger is the source of this 279-nucleotide messenger RNA. RefSeq lists its product as hypothetical. NCBI's taxonomy places the organism in Eukaryota, Fungi, Ascomycota, Eurotiomycetes, Eurotiales, Aspergillaceae. The transcript has 3 exons. Bases 1 to 279 code for a protein of 92 amino acids. The record is from RefSeq and is a predicted model, not a curated record.